Messenger RNA from Chenopodium quinoa (quinoa), 1678 nucleotides. RefSeq lists its product as uncharacterized. The transcript is spliced from 7 exons. Bases 832 to 1482 code for a protein of 216 amino acids. Lineage: Eukaryota; Viridiplantae; Streptophyta; Magnoliopsida; Caryophyllales; Amaranthaceae. The record is from RefSeq and is a predicted model, not a curated record.
GACAGAGAAAUUGCGUUGUCUUUGUUCUAUCUCUGGUAAAAUUCACAAGCAUCCAAGAAGAUGGUUUGCUGACUUAAUUUGGUGCUUGGUGAUUGAAUUCGGCGACUUUGUUAAUGGCUUACAUAGCUCCGCAUAAACGGUUGUCAAAGAACCAAGAGGGCCCCCCUCCUAAGCCCGUGCUUCCCAACUUCAAGAAGAGUCUUGAUAUAAACUCAUCAAGAUCAAGUUCUGAUAAGAGGAGGGAAAAGUUUAACACAUAUGCAAAGAACAUCGUUUAUGCUAGUCACUCUAUAUCAAGAUGGCUGGCAAUUCCAUCAAUGGAUGACGUGCAGCUUUCAUCUUCAUUAAGCUUGGCACCUGUUAACUUUCAAUCUACAGAGUUUAAACCUGGAGAGAAAUUUUUCAGUCUAGUUAACGGUCAGUCACAACAAGGUUUCUUUCUUUCAAUCUGCAAUAACCUUUCCUGUUUCCCCCUCCUAGAUUUCCACAACAUUUAGAUACUUCAGGCUUAAGUAUGCUUUGCAUUAUGUAAAUUUUCAUUUAAUCAUGUUAGAGAGCCAUGACACUAAGAGCUGUUACUUGGAGCAUACGUGGGAAUCGGUUGCUGAAACCGUACAUGCAGAUCUGCUUUCAGCUUUUCAGAAUGUAAGAAAUGAAUUGGUGGAUCAAAAUCUGGAAAAAUCCAAGACAGCUAUUGUUGCUCGAUUUGGCAAAGUGCUUUUUCGUCGGAAUCCUUCAUGCAACCUAGAUCUGGUCAAGGAAAACUCGGUUUCUGAAUCCUGUGUAAAGCAGGUGAAAAGAAUGUUCUAUACUAACGUACCUGCAGAAUAAAUGAAACACAUUAAAGAGGCAGUUUUGCCAGAGCUCAGUGUUCAUUUUAAGGAAGAAAAAGACGUAUAUCGUGUAAAGCUUGCUGAUGCCAAACGACCGGAUUCAAUCGUAUCUUGCAAAUGCAGAGUUCAUAAAGAUGAAAAGAAACUUGAACUUUACAAGAUUGAGUUAAACCCAGUACGACAUCUAAUUGUUGAUAUGUCUUGCCUUGCAAGUAAUGUGGACCUAAGGUUGGCUCUCUGCACAAAGAAGACCCUAACAGCUCUCCAGGAAGAAGAGGUGCAAGAAAUAAAAAAUCUUAUAAGCUCGGCAAUAUUCGACCCAAAUGUGAAGGGUGGUCUUAGGUGGUCUCUUGGGAAAAGCAAGUCUGGAGGUCAGUACAGCGUUGUUAACGUGUGGCAUGCCAAGACUGAAACUUAUCGUAACUCAUCUAUAAGGUUUAAAUUGAGAGAGGCUGAUCGCUAUGAUUUCCUUACUUCAACGGGUGAAGUUACAAGGGAAAUUGUUAUGCGGCUAACACAGAUGGAGAACCUGCUGGAGCAGGGAAAUGAAGCUAAUAGUGUCAUGGCUGUGCUUGAAGAUGUGCUGAAAUUGAUUCUGAACCACUUCCUAGCUAGGGAAGGCAGUCUGGUCUCCUGCAGUGAAUCGUAAUAGACUAAGUUAUACUUCUUGUUUCACUGAAUUGAUUCGGAACACUUCCUAGCAUGGGAGGGCAGUCUGGUCUCCUGCAGUGAAUCGUGAAAUACCAACUAAUAUCUUGUCUUCUCGUGUACUCUACUGCUUGUCUGCUCGCUUGUAUUAUUCUUAUAUUUCUUCAGUUCCUCAAUACUUGCAAUACUUGUGUUUA